AUGGAAACAAGCAAUCCGGCACCAGACGACAUGGCCCCACCUGUAGUGGCAUUGUCCAGCCCAUUGCCCGACCCAGAUGCAACACCCACACCAGCUCCUGAACCAAACACUGAUGAUCCCAAUGCCUACAUAGAAAAGUUGUUUCGUAACUGGGCGAAAAACUUGCGCCUGGCGUUUCUCAACAGCCACUUGUCUACUUACCGCGAGCGCGUCAAUCAAGGAAGGUUACGAGCCAAGGACUAUGCACACGAGGUCAUGCAAGAAUACUUCAAGCAGUAUCAUUGGAAGUUGAAGGUAUCAGAUGAGCCCUUGGAACACGGUCCAUUGCAAAUGGAGCCGGAGGAGUCGCUUUCCCCGGUCGAACUCGCACAAAAAUCGCAAAAGGUUCUUGCGAUGCAAAAGGCGAUCACGAGCUGGCUGGAUUAUUGUGCCAAGUCCCCAAAGAAGUUGUUCGUCCACCGCGGCAAGCCGGAGAACAAUGAGUGGACCCGGCUCCUCAGCCAACUUUCUGCACACCAGCGGUGGUCCAAAGACCAUUUUGAGACCGAGGUCAAGUCUCGUUUUCUCAAGAAGUGGCGCAAGGCCAGGCUGCCUAAGGAGAAGAUGGCAGCCUUUCGCGACCAGAUCACAUGCAAACGCUUCAAAAAGCUGUCCAAAGAAGAGCAGAGGGAUUGGAGGGAUAAAGCGCAAGCAGAGGGUAAAGCAGCAGUCAAAGAGUGGAACGACCGGCUCGAAGCACCUCUGUCCACAUCUCCUCUCGAUAGACAAGUGGCCCUGGAUAACUUGGCAACUUUUGCUGGACCGAUUCUUUCUGGUAUGUCUGAAACUCUCGGCAUGCAUGUAUCCCUUUUGGUUGGUGGUCCCGAACCUCGGAAGCAGGGGAAGAUCACUGUCGUCAGCAUGCACGAGGGCGUUGAUCUGAAUUUGAAACCAUGCAAUUGGCAGACCCAAGAUAAAGCAAAAUUUAAGAUGGUCACAAAGCAUUUUCAAGACUACCUAUCGCAUGCAUAUAGUAAACAGGAUUGUGAUUCUCGUCGCCUCCUGGACGAUUUAAACAACCUGUUCACCAUUACGGAUGAAGGCGAUCAAUCUGAUGCUCAGGAGGAUCGGGAAGAUCAUCAAGCGAAUAAACCGACAAAGGCCAAAUAUAGAUCACACCAAACGAAAUCAAAGCAGAAAGGUACCAAAAGGGCUCGUACUUCUCGACGCAAGCCUUCCAAACCUUCUGAGAUGGACAAAUCAUCAUCAGAAUCAUCUUCCACAUCCUCCAGCUCGUCUUCGUCUUCCUCAUCUUCAGGUUCCGCUUCAUCAAGCUCUACAGACACGGACAGUGAAGAAGAACAUCAUCGUUCUAACAAGGUACUACCAUUUUCACCGCCAAAAGGACAUUAUGGUGUUACCUACUUCAAUCCACACCACAAAGCGGCAGCUCUCGCACGACUCAACGUAAGGCGAAGCGAUUGCACGUCUGAAGUGUCGGCUCGUGCAUCUGAGAUGCUGGAUGACACAGAAGAAAUUGACCAGCUUGACGAGAGCACUGCUGACACCCCCAUUGACGAUGCCGAGAUAAGCACCGAUCGUCCUCCUGUUCCACCUGCAAUCACAUCUACCGUUAUCGUUGAGCCACCUCUUGACAAUAUCAUCGCCCGCCCAACUUUCAACGACAAUACAAUUGAUCCGCGUCUCAGAGAAGACUCUGGGAUGGCUGUUGAUCAACCACCUGCUCCACCUGCCGAGAUUCUUGGACAGGGUCUUCGCGAGCCUGUUGAUGAUCACAUUAUAGAUGAGACGCCCUCUGCUGAACGGGACAUAGAAGGGGCUGUGGACGAUCAUGACACCACAACUUGGGACAAGCACACGGUCAACUCAAAUAAGACUGCAAACGCCUCUCAUGAUGGCAACAUAUCCCUUAGCCUGCCUGCACUCCCACCCAGCCCACCGUGGUUCAACAAUCUGUUCCAACAGUUGAUGAAUCCCGCCCCGGCCUCUCCUCGUGUGAUCCAGUUGUUUGAAAAGCUGGUAUGCCUUGAGGAUGCGUCAGGCUUUGCGAACGAGAAGGCUGCCUUGGGAUGCGAACAUUGUCCAGUCGAAGUCCACUGGUGGAUUUCCCGUGGACGUAAAGGGAAACCAACCAUACCUGAUCUCAAUGCAUUCAUGUUGCAAUGGUGGUCCUGGUGGAUCACACUUCAACCGGAGUGGAGAAAAUGUCAGGCCCCGACACUUAUGACAAGUGCAAUUCUCCCUCGCACAGAUGACGGCAACUGGGACACCCUCAACAAACCAGGUGCAAAUGGCAUGCUCUCGGUUGUAGCUACCUUGAAAUGGUGGGCAGAUGGUGCAGAUGGUAAAGGGUACAAAGAUUCACGAUGGGAAGAUGCUGCUGACGAUGUCGUGUGGGUUUUGGAUCGGCUCAUAGCAACUCGUUCUAUGUCAAAGUCUGUGGCUUCCAGUGGUAGCAAGAAACAGGGUCGCUCUGAUACUCUGGCAAAUGCAUCAUCAUCGAAGAGGACGUGUAACUGGCCAUAA
Molecule: messenger RNA, 2526 nt
Organism: Suillus discolor
Lineage: Eukaryota; Fungi; Basidiomycota; Agaricomycetes; Boletales; Suillaceae
Exons: 10
Coding region: 1-2526 (841 amino acids)
Source: RefSeq, a predicted model, not a curated record